AUGAUCAUGCGAUAUAUCCCGUCCUUGUGCGGUGUUCUCUUGACUCACUCAAAUUCGCAUUUCCCGAGUCCAACAGCGAGCAUCAAUGCCGACUGUCCUUUCGCGAUCUGCGAUGUCACUUUCGAUGCUACGAUCUGGAGCCUAAUUAUAUCUAUGAAACUUGUUGGUAAAGUUAUCCUAUAUUCUCCCGAUCACGUCUCGCUACUCCUCCACCGUAUGUUUAACGUUUCCAUACCACGACGUCACAUUCCACAAGACCUCUGGGAAUUCGAAUAUGGAGAAGGGUCAUCCGUCGAGGAAGAAGGGGAUGGAGGACUGAAGGGUGAUGUUGUUGAGGAGGCGGGAGGCGAUGCGGUACCGGAGGCGAGCGGACAGUGGGUACACCGUGUGACGGGGACGAAGCUUGGCGGAACAGAUGAGUAUCUAGAAUUUACGGUUAUUGGGUGA
Suillus subalutaceus is the source of this 447-nucleotide messenger RNA. RefSeq lists its product as uncharacterized. Lineage: Eukaryota; Fungi; Basidiomycota; Agaricomycetes; Boletales; Suillaceae. Bases 1 to 447 code for a protein of 148 amino acids. The transcript has 3 exons. The record is from RefSeq and is a predicted model, not a curated record.